Bombyx mandarina (wild silkworm) is the source of this 627-nucleotide messenger RNA. It is a transcript of the gene mRpL12, whose product is annotated as mitochondrial ribosomal protein L12. Lineage: Eukaryota; Metazoa; Arthropoda; Insecta; Lepidoptera; Bombycidae. The record is from RefSeq and is a predicted model, not a curated record.
AUGAACGGAAUCAGAAUAAUUAAAAAUGUCAAUUUGCAGUGGCGGUCUUUAUCAAGAUGUUCUGUUCUUCGGCAGGAGGUAACACAAACAGUCACACCUCUGACUAUCCCAGUUCCUGAAGGCGUAGAUAAACCUGUUUCGCCUAAAAUCGAGAAGAUCGUCUCCGAAAUUACUAAUUUAAAUCUCUUGGAAGUAUCAGAGCUGAGUCAAGUAUUAAAAAAGAGGUUGAACCUGCCCGACGCUCCAAUUAUGCCAAUGGGCGGAUUCGCAAUGGCUCCAGCGGCUGCUGUUGAUGAAGAAGAGGCAGCCCCGAAAGCUGUGAAGACCAGUUUUACAGUUAAAAUGACGAAAUUUGAUGACAAACAAAAAGUGGCACUGAUCAAAGAAGUCAAGGGUCUUCUUGAAGGAUUUAAUUUAGUGCAGGCCAAGAAGUUUGUCGAGAGUGUACCCACAGUAGUGAAGGCAGAUAUUUCUAAAGAUGAAGCCGAGAAACUAAAAGAGGCAUUAACCAAAGUUGGAGCCAUUAUAGAAAUUGAAUAGUCAUAGAUAUAAGUUGCAUUUAGUUGAUAAUAAUAAUAAUUUUGUUUCAUUAGUUGUCAAUAUUAAAAUAUAUAUUAUGUGAAAAUA